This is a messenger RNA of Durusdinium trenchii, 1924 nucleotides long. Lineage: Eukaryota; Dinophyceae; Suessiales; Symbiodiniaceae. The record is from the annotation of a GenBank genome assembly.
CUCGAGCCCUGACCCUCUCUUCCACGACUUAGCCUAUGGCCGAUGCCGGCGCCGGCAUCGACGCCCGUGGGUGCCGAAGAAGAGGACACCGCUUUGAUCGAGCCAAGCGCUGGAUCUGCUCCCGCCACCGCCCCGGCCGCGGCCGCCAGCGGAGGGGAGUGCGACUGGUUGUGCCGCUGGUUGUGCCGCUGGCGGCUUUGCAUUCUGUUGCCACUGGGGGUAUUGAUUUUCUUCCUGGGCAAGGAAUGGAACUCAUUGAAUCUUGGGAUCAGUGACUCUUUGCCCAGCAACUUCAGCAGCAGCUCCUUGGCCUCGGCGGCCAAUGCCGUGUCUUCAGCCUUCACGGCUGUGGCACCGGAGGCCUCGGAGGACCUGCAGGAGUUGCUCACGAAGGCGGUCGAGUGCUUGCGCCUCACCACGCCUGAGCUGGAUGGCAUCAAGUACCCCAGUGAUGCUGAGGAGCAUUUCCUGGAGGUCAACAGGACCUUAGCCAGCUUCCUUCCCCGGCACGUGCCGAUGCACAAGUGGCUCUUAUAUCAGGGCCCAUGGAUCGAAAAUUUCUGGAUCAACCGCUUCAGUCAGAAGUGGCUGGAACGUCCUCGAGGCACCCGCUUGCAUGAGAUCUUCGGACCUUUCAUCCCCAUCUUCGUUCCCUUUGUGGAUUUGAAGGUCAUGAUGAAGGGCAAGUAUCCUCCAGGCUUGAUGGAGGCGUUGAACCGGACCUUGCGGCGGGACUGUUUGUACGUCACGGUGUCCCAGCACGAUGAGGGCCUUUUCGGCAUGCCUCGGGGAGCCGAGCGGAAACAGGUCGAUCGUAUCCAACAGUCCAGCAUUCCGAACCUCUUGGUCUUCAGUGCUGGCGGCUAUGGACACGUGCCACUCCCAUUGCUGAAGCAGCCGGAAGAGCCCCUGCCGGCCACUCCCCGCCUGGCGCAGCGGCCCUUCUUUGCUGGCUUUGUUGGUGGGAAGAACGCGCCUGCUGUGCGGACGCAAAUGUGUGACGAUGUUCGGAGCUGGGCCGACAAGAACCAGAAGGAGGUGAAAUUCAUCUUUGGCUACGUGAAGAAUUGGAAGGACAUUCUGCAAAACAGUUCGCUGGGUCUCUCUCCUCGCGGCUGGGGACGGAACUCCUUCCGAACCAUCGAGCUCCUCCAGAUGGGCCGCAUCCCGGUCUACGUGUGGAGUGAUGAGCCAUGGCUGUUCUAUCGCCACUUGUGGGAUCAAGAGCAGAUCGGCUUCGCGUCGCAUUUCACGGAGCUGCCGCAGACCUUCGACCAUAUCGCCGCAGAUAUCCACAAAUUGGAGGCGAUGGAGCAGCGGAUCUUGGAGCUUCGGGAGAGUCAUUUCAGCUUCGACGGCGUGAUCCAGUGGCGAGACAGACGUGGCGAGACACGCGACCAUCACUGGGAUGGCGUGGAGGAUGGUGAAUGCGUUUGGUGUGGUGUGGUGUAAAAGCAAUGCUUUCAGAGUGGGUGGUGCAGACCCCAAGGUGUCUUUUAGAUGGGGGUUCAUAAUUAAGAAUCACCUUUUGUAUCCUUUUGUAGAGUGCGCCAUGAUGUGGAUUGUUAGCUUGGAACCCAAAAAAGGCAUGACGAUGGGUGAACCUCCGCGGUCAGACUUGAGAGAGAAAGAACAGAGAGCAGCUUGCAGGUGGGUGCUUUUUGAACGCACAGCAGCGAGAAGAAGACUGCAACCUCUCCCAGUUCCGCCCAGUUCCCAAUGUGGUAAAGAAGAUGUUUUUUCUAUGUCGGUUGAAUCGAAGGGGAUUUUAUUUCGUCCGUUUAUGGGCCCUAUUGCUUGGGAUUCAGAUGAAUACCACGAAGCAGUGCGGGUGUUGGGCAGCCUGAUCUCAGGUGUUCCUGCACACGGUCAUUUCCAACACAGACCACUAACCACUAACCCUUUUGAGUUCCUUACUUUCCCC